AUCUGACGAGUGAUUGUCAAAGUCCACUCUGUUCAUGUCCUUCUUUUCUACAAUCCAACUGUUUUGGGGCAGAAAUUUUUCUGCUGUCUUGACUUCGUUUUCAGAGGUUUGUAUGGUAGACCUCUUCUCGAGAGGGUGCUUUAUGCUGGAGAGAAAGGAGGGGGUUCCCUACCAGAUGGAGCUCAUUACCUCAGCAACAAGCCUGAAUGCUUGCGCCGCAACACAUUAUCCAAGAAGCACUGACGGGAGAAGCUUGGGCGAUACACCAAUGGCUGCAGGGCACAAGAACACCACCACAGCGACGCUCCUAGUUCUGCUGCUGUCAUUGAUGCUCUCUUUGACAGUGUCAGUGGCGCGACUGUCCAUUGCUACGGCUGUGGAGGUGUGUGUGAAGGCUGCUGUCGGGGCUCCUGACAAGCUUGGCGACUGUCCCUUCUCGCAGAGGGUUCUGCUCACUCUGGAGGAGAAGAAAGUACCUUACCAGUUGAAGCUCAUUGACCUCAGCAACAAGCCUGGAUGGUUUCUGAAGAUCAGCCCAGAGGGUAAGGUGCCUGUGUAUAACGGUGGUGAUGGCAAAUGGAUUCCUGAUUCUGAUGUGAUCACCCAAGUCAUUGAGAAGAAGUACCCAACUCCAUCCCUGAUCACCCCUCCAGAAUAUGCAUCAGUGGGAUCAAAGAUUUUCCCAUCCUUCGUUAAGUUCUUGAUGAGCAAGAAUGCUAAAGAUGGUUCAGAGAAGGCACUUCUCCAUGAGCUGCAGGCGCUGGAGUUGCAUCUCAAAGCUCACGGCCGCCCCUAUAUCAGUGCGAAGAAUGUAUCAGCUGUUGAUCUUAGCCUGGCGCCGAAGCUGUUCCACCUCGUGGUGGCGCUGGAGCAUUUCAAGCACUGGAAGGUCCCAGAAAGCCUGUCCAACGUACACGCCUACACCAAGGCUCUGUUCAGCCGCGAAUCUUUCAUCAAGACUAAGCCAACCAAGGAGCACCUGAUUGCGGGAUGGGUGGCCCAUGGUGCCCGUGUAAGCCCCCGUGCCCAUGGUGCCUUGUUGGUACCUGGUGGACAUCCCCGGUUGAUCUGAUUAGUCGUUGUCAGUUGUGUGGAUAAGGCGUCUCGUGUGUAGCUUGGACGCAUGAUUGCGUUGUAAAUUGUAACAAUAAUGGAGAGUGCCAUGUUCCGAUUACACCACAGUUGUGGCUGUUGCAAGUGUGCGCCUUUUUUAUGGACCUAAUAUCGUUGCCGGGCAUCUCUUUGUUUCUUAUUAUGGAGCCUUCAAUUGUCUACCUGGGCACUCCUAUGCGUCCCCGGGGUCAUGCGUCAUCAA
This is a messenger RNA of Sorghum bicolor (sorghum), 1315 nucleotides long. RefSeq names its product glutathione S-transferase DHAR2. Gene Ontology annotation, biological process: cellular oxidant detoxification; ascorbate glutathione cycle; protein glutathionylation. The coding region runs from base 35 to 1072 and encodes 345 amino acids. NCBI's taxonomy places the organism in Eukaryota, Viridiplantae, Streptophyta, Magnoliopsida, Poales, Poaceae. The record is from RefSeq and is a predicted model, not a curated record. The transcript has 7 exons. Gene Ontology annotation, molecular function: glutathione dehydrogenase (ascorbate) activity.